Manduca sexta (tobacco hornworm) is the source of this 7190-nucleotide messenger RNA. RefSeq lists its product as uncharacterized. NCBI's taxonomy places the organism in Eukaryota, Metazoa, Arthropoda, Insecta, Lepidoptera, Sphingidae. The record is from RefSeq and is a predicted model, not a curated record.
UCUCUAAGUAAUCUGUGAAUGAAUGGAAUGCUGAAUGGAAGAUUUAGCGCGCCGGGUUUUAGUUUUGAUAAUGAUAAGUAGUGCAAAAAAGUGUAGUAAAAUGUUAUAAAUAGUGAUUUUUAUUUCAAAUUCCAUAUCUAAAUAAGUAUCACAAUGUCUAUAUGUUACGGUGAUCCUGUUUUUGACUUUGAUUUGAAUUUGCUUCGCCCGACGCCCAGCACCACUGUGGCACCUUCAUCAACAGACAAGCAGAGGAAAUCAAUUUUAAUUGUAAAGAAAAAAAUAAUAGGAACUGAUGCGUUGAUUAAAAAGUAUUUUACGAAAAAGGAACUUCUAGAUCAAACUGAGAAAAAUUUACUGAGUACUAAAGAGGAGUGUAAACAAAUAUGCAUUGAUUACAGAAAAUCUGUAGACUCAUGUUCCGCCUUAGGAAAGGAUUUGCAACAAUUAAAGGAUGCUAACAAGGAACUGGAGUCAAAAUAUUCUCAUCUUGAAAGUCAGUAUCAGGCAGCCAGUUCUCACGCUAAUCAGCUGCAGUCUCUUGUAAAGGAACACGAAACUCUUAUUGAAGCUUUAAAAAUAGAAAAUAAAUUAGGUAAAAAUAGUGACAAAGAUUAUAAAAAAAUGCUACAACCACUACAAAAAGAAAACAGUUUGUUGAUAAAACAUAUAUGCUUAGCAAGAGACAUCAUCUUUGGCAAAAGAAAAUAUAGGUUACGAUAUAAAACGAUUUUAAAAAAAUAUGAUAAAUAUAAAAGUCCGGAUCCUAUGUUUGAGGAAGACGAAAAUAAUGUUGAUUAUGUUUCUGAUGAAAUACCUCUUUCCCCAUUUUCUGAAGAAUAUGAUGAUGGUCCAGAACCCGCUAAGGAUAAUAAAUCACAAACCGUGAAGCAUUCAAAUAAUGCGGAUCUAAGUAGGAUUACUAACAAUAGUAUAGUAGAAAGUAAUGAUGUGGCCAGUGUUGAUACUGGUCGAGGUUCAUCAUUAGCAUCUUCUGUUAGUGAUAAAAGCUUCCAUAGCCCGGAUUAUUUUAUAAGCGAUAGCCCUUUGAGCGAUGAUCAGGAAUUGAAUAAGACUAAAACUAAGUUGGUAGAUUCAUCAACAAGUCCUAUAUCUUUUAGUCUCGCAGUUAACGUAUCCACUAGUCCUAUAAUUUUUGAACAUGAUUUACAAAAAAAUUACGCUAUGGUGGAUCGAGCGCUUAGUCCAAUAGUCUUAAUUGCUAAUGUAGCUGACGAUAUUAGUAACGAUAAUGAUGAUGUUUCAUUGCGAUCUGAGAGAGAUGAUGGCCAAGAAAGUUGCAAUAACGAUAAUGAGACUAUUGACUGUGAAAAGAAACAAAAAGAAAUAGAAUGUUUAGAAUUAAACAAUAGUGAGAAUAUAUCCAAAGAAAACAGUCAUGAUUGUGAAAUCGAAAUGAUUUUAAGUACCAUGAAACUACAUAAUACUUUAAUAACACCAAUUCCAUCAACACCAGCAAAAUCAUCUUCAGGCUGCACGCCAAACAAACAAAAUCAACCUGUUGCAGUUGUUUGUUCAGAAGCAGCAUUAGCAAGAGAGGAAAAUAAAAAAUUACAAGAGAGUGUUGCUGAACUUGCAAAAGAACUUGCUAAUAUUAAAAGUAUGCUUAGUAGUAAAUCUAGCAUUAAUGAAGGUCAAACUACAAGUCUUAUUCAAUCAACGUCAAAACAUUUGCCAUCACACGAAAUUAACACAACAUUUUGUGCGGUUGAGAAAACAAGUUACAAACUUCAGGAGGAAAUCUCUAGAUGUCAAUAUGGAUUUUGAAUAAGUGAAAACCUUCAAGCUAUUCCUGAAGUUGAAGAAAAUUUCCAAGAUACAUCUGAACUGCAAAGUGGAGAUAAACCAGCAAAUAUGAACGAAUCCCACGAAGUAGUGGAUAAUGUGAGUGAAAUAACUGAAUUGGUCCCAGAAAUAUCUGCUCGUAUUUUCUGUACAGAUGAUCAGAGACCAACGAGAGAUGAUAAGCAUAAAGGUCUAUUGCUUAGAAGGAAUAAAUUAACAAAGUUAGAGAAAUUAAAACGAAAAUGUUUACCCAAAUAUAAAAUCAGGAAAGAACAGAAAGCGUUCAAAAAGCAGCGUGUUAAACCUACAUUGAUUCCUAUUUAUAAAAAGAAGACUGUGACUAAAGCUGAUACUUCUGCUACCUUAAAUGAUAAAAAUGUUUACGACAAGGCUGUUAAAGUGAUGUCGGAAUUAAAAAGGACAAAACCUGUUUGUCCUGAUAGUGAGAUUGUUGAGCCAAUUGAACGAAACUUAGAAGAAAAUCCACUUAUUACAAUUGAUACAGAAUUAAGUAAUGGUAAUAAACAAAAAAUAAGUGGCUAUUGCGAUUUAUCUACUACUGUGAUGGAAUAUCAAUCUUCAGAACCAAUUGAUAUACCUAUUGCUAGUCCUAAAAAUCACAUUAGUGAUGUUAAUCAGAACGAAGUAGAAAAUGUUAAUGAAGAACAUGUGGUAGUUAAUAAAGUAUUCUCUAAAUCACCCGAAGGUAAUAAAAGUCUCAAACGUGGACCUGAAAAUAUAUCUCCAGAAAUACCUUGUAAGCGCACAUUACAUAGUUCCAUACUGGAUAUGAUAAAAGGAAACAAUCUGAAAAUAAUUUUACAAAGGUGUGAGACUUCUACAAUACUUAAAGAUAAGUCCGCACCUGAGAAUGUCGCUGAUACAUUAAAGAAUAUUCCUCUUACACUGAAAGGUAAAACAUCGCCGUCUAAAGUUAAUAAUGCACCAAAUAUACUAUCUGUGGAUAUUAAACCUACGACACCAAAACCCCUAGAACAAAUUGAAACGCAGAACAAUAAUAGUAAUCGAAGAAAAAGUGUAAAAGAUAUGAGUCUUCAACAAGUUAGUCCCAAGGCGAUAGAAAAUAAAGAUACACACGCCACGCAAGGCUUACCUAGCAAUCGAAGAAAAAGUGUAAGAUCACUUUUUUCUCCAGAGGCUAUUUCUAUAGUGCCAGAUUACCAAGAAAGUCAUGAAAAACCAGAUCUUAUAAGGAUUAAGGAUAUAUUUGCAUCAGAAGUUAUUCCUCAGGAACCAGAACGCCAAGAAAAGAAUCGCGAUGAAAAACUUGUCAGUCGAAGAAAAAGUGUUAAAGAUAUGUCUUCUUUAGAAACUAAUUCUGGUGCCUUAGGUAGAAGAAAGAGUAAGGAAGAUGAAGGCGUUCAAGGUCUUGUUACAAAUCGAAGAAAAAGUGUGAAAGAUAUAUCUUCUCCAGAAGUUAGUCCUAGGGCGUUAAAGAGCCAAAAGAAUAAUGUCGAUGAAGGCAUUCAAGAUUUUACUAGAAAUCGAAGAAAAAGUAUCAAAGAUAAUAUGUGUUCUCUGGACGCUAGUCCUAAGGCAUCAGAAACCGAAAAAAUUAAUAGUAUUCAAGACCUUCCUAAUAGACGAAGAAAAAGUAUUAAAGAUAUGUCUUCCCUUGAAGCUAGUCCUAAGGUAACAGAAAGCCAAAAAAUUAAUAGCAUUCAAGACCUCCCUAGUAGUCGCAGAAAAAGUAUUAAAGAUAUGUUUUCCCCAGAAGCUAGUCCUAAGGCAUCAGAAAGCCAAUCAAGAAAUAGCACUCACGGCAUUCAAGAACUUCUUAAUAAAAGACGAAAAAGUUUGAAAGAUAUAUCUUCUCCAGAAGUUAGCACGGAUACAUCAGAAAAUCAAAAAAUAAAUAACAUUCAAGCUAUUCAAGGACUUCCUAGUAGUCGACGAAUAAGUGCUAGAGAUGUAUCUUUCCCACCAGUUAGUCCUAGGGCAUUAGAAGGCCAAGAAAAUAAUAAAAAUCAAGGUUUAAAAGACAUUACUAGCAAUCGAAGAAAAAGUGUUAAAAGCAUAUGUUCUCCAGAAAUCAAUUCUGCAGAACCACAAAACCAAGCACAACUGGACAAUCAAAAUCUUACCAGUGACCGGAAAAAAGAUGUUAAAGAUUCAGGUUGUAGUAGUAAUCUUAUAGCACCAGAUCAAAGUGUUACUAACAAAAGAAGAAAGAUUGAUACAUGUAGUUCAAAAGUUAGUUCUGUGGGACCAGAACACUCAAAUGUUACUGAGAGUCAAAGUGCUAUGUAUCAUGCAAAAGAAAGCGUUUUAUGUCGAAUGAUAGAACAGUAUGGAGUUAAAUCUGUCAAAUUCGGUGUAAAGAAAAUUCCAGAUUCCAUUAUAAAUACAACUGCAAAGAAAAUUGAAGCUGGUAUUAUAAGGAUAAUUGAAGUUCCUGGCAAUGAAACUAAAGAUGCUAUGAAUAGAUUUGUUAUAGAUAUACAAAGUUGGGAAAUAAAUCAUUUUGUAAAAGGUCUAAUACAGUAUCUGAGGGACCCUGUCCGUAAAAUUGAACUGUUCAGCAAAGUUGUUGUACCUUCUGCACCAGCACUGACCAAAUCAGAACAAAUACUCCUGUAUGUUAUCUUAGAACUUAAAAAAUGUUGGGUUUCUGUGGACAUUGUUGACAAAAUUUUAUGUUAUCUUGAAUAUACAUUAUUUUCAUUAAAUCGCACACCACAAUUUGAAGUUAUAGAGAGCAUGUCCCAUUUUUAUGCAGUAGUCUGUAGGUAUUUCAAAAUGAAGACGAGACUAAGGUUAUUUGUCUUAGACGCAAUGUAUUGCAUUCAAUUCAAAGCUAUACCGUUGAUCAGACAAUGUAUCGAAGUGUGGAUGCAUAUUUUGCCUCUCGCUCAUAUGACGUCUGCGCAAACUCCAUUGGUUACUUGCUUGGUUUACCUAUUACAUUUUUAUAAAUGUGAGGACAAGUUGAAUAGGGUUCAAGAGAUACGAAACAUUCUAAGCCGCAAGUACUUCUAUAAGAUAACAGAAUGGAAUGAAAGUAGAAUUCUGGAAUUGUGUAAAAAUUCAAUUACAUCAUUAAAAGAUAUUCCGUCAGAGACGAAAAUGUUAAGACUUGCUUUGAUAAUUCUCGCUAAACGGCAGGGACCACGUUGGUGUCACAAUAAUAUAGUAAAAAAUGUAUUACAACCAAUCAUAGAAAAGCAAAAUAAUCCUGAUCAUAUCAAAGCAUUUUGUGUAUCCAUGUUUGGACCACUAUUAAAACCUUAUCCAGCUGAUAUGAAAGUACACUGUGAAAUAGUAAUGAAUCAACUGUUUACCAUGCUACAGGAUGACCAAACUCCUAAAAUGGCAGAAGCAAUUGUCACGAGCUUAUUAUAUAUGAACAAGCACAAUCAAUUCAGAGUGAUCCAAGCACUGGUUGCCUGGAGGCAGAAGAAUAUUUCACCUGAACUCGAAUUGAUGUUGAAAGAUUUUGUUAAAUCGAAACCCUUGAAAAUAUGGAAAAGUACUCUAUCAAAAGUGGUACAGUAAACUUUAUUUUAAAAAUGUAUAUGCGAUACUAGCUAUUUAUAAGUGUUUACAUUCAAACGAAAAGUUGUGUAGUGUGUAUUGAUAUGACCGAUUUCAAUAAUCGACCCUAAUCGCUAUCUUAGGAUCGAUCACAAAAACUUACCAGUUUAUAGAUUUUUUUGGCAUUCUUUAAAAUAAUCUGCAGUAAAACGAGCUUAAUACGAUUUCCUGCAUAAUAUGCGAAUUUACUACAUCAGUCCAUGCAACUUGGGACAUCGUUUCAUACUCUUAUCACGCUUAAUAGUACUCGUAUUAAUUCAGAUAAUGAGUGUAGCGCGAAACAUUUUUAGCAUAGAUUAAUUCGGUUUAAUCUUAAAUUGAUAACACAUAAAUCCUAACCCCCUUAUUCAUAGACGUUUUUUAUCUGAGGAUGGAGUAAAGCUGUGAUAACAAGUAUAUUUCUCAGUGCUGACGGCAUGGCAGUCUUGUGACAAACAGACUUGUUAUCACAGCUUUACUCCGUCCUUAGAUAAAAAAACGUCUAUGAAUAAGGGGUAAGUCUUCAAGGGAGCAACUUGCUAUAGUGGAAUAGCAAGUAAAGAAAUCUCUUUUCAGUCAGUCUAGUUUUCCGACCUGUGUGAAUUCCGAUGGGUUGAAAAUGUUGCGUUUGUUAUUGAUAGGCAAGCAAAAAAAAACACGUUUGAGAAUCGGAACAUUACUGGGCUUGAUUUCAUCUGUUUAAAAGCUUACGAUGAACACUUAUGUAUUUAAAAAUAAUACUAGGAAUGCAUGAAACAUGCAUUAUAAUUACGUUACACAAAAUUACUACAAUGCGAUUUAUUUUGCUUAUCCCAUACAAUACGUUGUCCCGCUUGAGACGCGUUUUUGUCGAGGUCCCUUUAAUUAAAUCGUCUUAAACAUAUUUUAUUGUAUUUUGGUUGUUUUAAUCCCGGGAUCGAUCCGAAGAUAUAGAUUAUUUAUUGAUUUCAGUUGUAAGUCGCCAUAGUAUUUAAUAUAGCUUUUUUUAACCUGAGACGAAUGUCGCUUCGCGCCUUGUACCUAAGUGUUCCCAGUUAGUAAAAUUAAUUAAAUUUAGCGUACUUAUUAACAAUUCCUGUAUUGUAAUGUUUAACUGUAAAUAAUAUUUAGUGAUUUAGUUUUUUACAAUCUAAUGGCUCAAGCGUAUUUUUUAGCGGUUAAAUUAUGUUUUAUUUUCAUUGUAAAUAGCAUAUCGUAUUUUAUAUCGUGUAAGAAUUCAUUUUAACAUCUUUUGGAAUGAGAUAUUAUUUUUGGUGCUGACUCUCUUAAAAUUAAGCAAUAAGCCAUUAGAUUGAAUUGAAAAUGAAACUGUGAUUAUGUUGUAUAGUUUUUAUUUAAUAAGUACAUGUAAGAUGAACUAGAUUAAAACAUAUUUGGUAUUUACAGCCCUUUGUAUUAAUUAUAUACCUAUACAUAUGUAAUCGUAGAUUUUCCGUGUCUACAUUCAAUAUUUUUGAAAAAAACUAAUUGGUGAAUGCGAAAAAUACGUAAAAUGGGACUGUAAAACAAUUUUUAUUUGCUUAAAUGUUCGUUGAAGUAUCACGUUAAAACUAUUAACGAAUUUAAAAUCUAAUUAUUAAAACAUUACGUUUUUAUCUGUGUAAUAUAUAGGGUAAACUCGCGUCGCGCAUGUUCUGUUAUUAGGAGGUGUAUGAGAUAAGCAGAAAAUAAUGAGGUAGAUUUAGUCGACACAUUAUUUUGCGCUUAUUGCUAGUUUCUGAACAAACAUUUAUUAUGUCAUGACGUGUUCAUAGCAGUUAUUCAAGCGAACAUAAAAACAUAAGAUCGAAGUUUUACUUAUUAAAUCUGCAUUCUUAAAUAUUUAAUAUAUUAUCACAUUUUUCAGCCGA